Messenger RNA from Peromyscus eremicus (cactus mouse), 2453 nucleotides. RefSeq names its product zinc finger protein 250. The record is from RefSeq and is a predicted model, not a curated record. Gene Ontology annotation, biological process: negative regulation of transcription by RNA polymerase II. The transcript has 4 exons. Gene Ontology annotation, molecular function: DNA-binding transcription repressor activity, RNA polymerase II-specific. NCBI's taxonomy places the organism in Eukaryota, Metazoa, Chordata, Mammalia, Rodentia, Cricetidae. Bases 54 to 1655 code for a protein of 533 amino acids.
AGCCCCACAGGAUCCUCUGACCCCUCUUGUCCUCGCAGACCCAAGAAACCAAGAUGGCAGCAGCCGGACUUCUGCCACUGCCAGCAGGACCUCAGGUGAAGGUAACCUUCGAGGAUGUGGCUGUUCUGCUGUCUCAGGAGGAGUGGGCCCGCCUGGGCCCUGCUCAGCGGGGCCUCUACCGAAAUGUGAUGAUGGAGACCUACGGGAAUGUGGUCUCACUGGGACUCCCUGGAUCCAAGCCUGUUGUGAUCUCCCAGCUGGAGCGAGGAGAAGAUCCAUGGGUCCUGGAUGGGCAGGAAUCUGAGCAGAGCCAGGGCCUGGGAAAUGGCCAUUCAGAAUGGAAAACCAAGGACGAGAACCAGAACACAAAUUUGAACUUGCAGCCAUUGAUCUCAGAUGAAAAGACACUGCUCCUGGGGGACGCACUGUUGAAGGCUAAUGAAGGUCACUACAAAACAGAGAACUUCUGCCCGAGUCCAACCCCUGUCAACCCCCGUAAUGUCCAGGGAUCGAAUCCCAGUGUACCUCUUGCUCGCCACCAGAUGGCUCCUAGUGGAGAGAGACCCUAUAUGUGCAUUGAGUGUGGGAAGUGCUUUGGGCGGAGCUCCCAUCUCCUUCAGCAUCAGCGAAUACACACUGGUGAGAAGCCCUAUGUAUGCCAUGUGUGUGGGAAGGCCUUCAGCCAGAGUUCUGUCCUUAGUAAGCACAAGCGGAUCCACACAGGCGAAAAGCCCUAUGAGUGUAAUGAAUGUGGGAAAGCCUUUAGGGUCAGCUCAGACCUUGCCCAGCACCACAAGAUACACACGGGAGAGAAGCCUCACGAAUGUUUGGAAUGUGGGAAGGCGUUCACUCAGCUCUCACACCUCAUCCAGCACCAGCGGAUCCACACAGGGGAGAGGCCGUACGUGUGUGCCUUGUGUGGGAAAGCCUUCAACCAUAGCACUGUCCUGCGGAGCCACCAGAGAGUGCACACUGGAGAGAAGCCUCAUGGGUGCAGCGAGUGUGGGAAGACAUUCAGCGUGAAGAGGACAUUGCUGCAGCACCAGCGGGUCCACACUGGGGAGAAACCCUACACUUGCAGUGAGUGUGGCAAGGCCUUCAGUGACCGCUCGGUGCUCAUCCAGCAUCACAACGUGCACACUGGGGAAAAGCCGUACGAGUGCAGUGAGUGUGGCAAGACCUUCAGCCACCGCUCCACCCUGAUGAAUCAUGAGAGGAUUCACACCGAGGAGAAACCCUAUGCGUGCUAUGAGUGUGGGAAGGCCUUCGUUCAGCACUCACACCUCAUCCAGCACCAGAGAGUCCACACCGGAGAGAAACCCUACGUGUGUGGCGAGUGUGGGCAUGCUUUCAGCGCGCGCAGGUCUCUGAUCCAGCACGAGAGAAUCCACACAGGCGAGAAACCCUUCCAGUGCACAGAGUGUGGCAAAGCGUUCAGCCUGAAAGCAACUCUCAUCGUGCACCUGAGGACCCACACAGGUGAGAAGCCCUAUGAGUGCAAUAGCUGUGGCAAGGCCUUCAGCCAGUACUCGGUACUCAUCCAGCACCAGAGGAUCCACACGGGAGAGAAACCCUAUGAGUGUGGGGAGUGUGGGCGUGCCUUCAACCAGCAUGGGCACCUGAUCCAGCAUCAGAAAGUGCACAAGAAGCUCUGAUCCAUGGCUGUCAGAAGCCCAACUUAGAACAUACACGAUACAUGAACAGCCUUCCUCCUCCUAGGAAGGAAUUCUGUUAAAUCUGCAGGACCUUUCUUUGGUGACUCAAUGUCACGAUUCCUUUUCCUUCCUAGGGAAAAACAUUCUUCUGUUAGUUUUAUUUUCCUCAAUAUCUUGGUGUUAUAUUGGAGAAUAACCCUACAGUUGUGGAUAUUGGUAAAGAUAGCCAUAAUUCUCCCUUUGCUUAUUUGGCAUUAGCUUUAUUGAAGCAACUGAAAAGUUCAGACGAAGGGACUAUUGACAUUUUCAAAUGACGUUCCUUUUCUUACUAGCUUCAUGACUUUCCUAAAUGCAUCUGAUCAUUCUAAUAUUGUAUUUAAAUUUAUAACACUGGGCUAUUUUGGGUAUUUUUAAAUUUUUUUUUUGGGGGGGAGGGCUAAUUUGAGACAGGGUCUCUGUGUAGCCCUGGCUAUCCUGGAACUUACCACCUACCUCUGCUUCCUGAGUGCUGGGGUUAAAGGGGUGUGCCGGCACUGCUCGGCUUAUUUUUGGUAUUCUUAUAAAACACUUAUGUACUAUGUGAAUAAAGUGAUAUUAAAAAAAAAAAAGAUCCUGGGGGCAGAUGAUGGUUCAGUGGGGAAGACCUGAUAACCUUUUGCGUUCUAGAACCCACAUGGUGGACGAGAAAACCAACUCCCACAGGUUGUCAUCUUGCUUCCAUGUGAGUUCCGAGUACGUGAGUGUGUGAUAAGCAUACACACAUAAAUAAAAUCGAUAUUUUAAAAUAUUCUUAUGAAA